This is a messenger RNA of Vicugna pacos (alpaca), 3539 nucleotides long. The record is from RefSeq and is a predicted model, not a curated record. NCBI's taxonomy places the organism in Eukaryota, Metazoa, Chordata, Mammalia, Artiodactyla, Camelidae.
UGUGUGAAGGGCGGGGGAGGGGUGCGGGGCAGCCCCUGGCUGCGGGCUCCGCAGACGCCAGCCUUACCGCGGGGGGCCUCCGUCCGUCCCGCGGCGCCCACCCCUUCCCUCUGGGGGGCGCAUUCCGCCCCCCCCCCACUCCGGGCUGCUCCCGGCUCGCCCUCUCCCCACGCCCCCUGCCUGGGCUUCAGUUCCUAUAGGAAGGGCAUCACCAUCCCAUCCCCACCCACCCGACACUUCGCUCUUUCCCCUCCCCCUCCUUUAACUUCCUCUUCUUCCCCCUUCGGGCCCUCGUCUGCUCUGCACUCUCCUCCCGGGUUCGCAGAUUUCCGCCCACCUUCCGCCUCCCCGAGCCGCGCCGCAGCUAGCGGGGUGUUAUUUUUCCCUCCCUCGGGUAGGAGUUGGUGAAGGUGAGACUCAUGAGGGAAUACAAGGUAGUGGUGUUAGGGAGCGGAGGGGUUGGCAAAUCUGCCCUUACGGUGCAGUUUGUCACUGGGACUUUCAUUGAGAAAUAUGACCCCACCAUUGAAGAUUUCUACCGCAAAGAGAUCGAAGUGGACUCUUCCCCCUCCGUGCUGGAAAUUCUGGACACCGCAGGAACUGAGCAGUUUGCCUCCAUGAGAGAUCUCUACAUCAAAAACGGCCAAGGUUUCAUCCUGGUUUAUAGUCUGGUUAAUCAACAGUCUUUUCAGGAUAUCAAGCCAAUGAGAGAUCAGAUUGUCAGAGUGAAGAGAUAUGAAAAAGUCCCACUGAUCCUAGUAGGAAAUAAAGUGGAUCUGGAACCAGAAAGAGAGGUUAUGUCUUCAGAAGGCAGAGCUCUGGCUCAAGAAUGGGGCUGUCCUUUCAUGGAAACAUCGGCAAAAAGUAAAUCAAUGGUGGAUGAACUUUUUGCUGAGAUCGUCAGGCAAAUGAACUAUUCAUCCCUGCCCGAGAAGCAAGAUCAGUGUUGUACAACUUGUGUUGUCCAGUAAAAAAGAUAACCUCAAUCAUGGCCAUACCGAGCAGAUAAAACUCAGAGGAAAUUUGCACAGAUGCUGCUUUGGAGAACUUUACAACCUGGGUUGCAGAACUGAGCCUUGGUAAACCUGUCUCUAUUACAGCAUGUUGCCAUACAUCUAAUUAAGUGCAUAAGGUCUUUGGCCUUCAAGAUCCAUUGACCUAAACAGGAAUGCUUAGCACGUUUACCAUAUGUUUAAAAUCUGUUCUUUAUCAAUCAGUCCUUUUGUAGCUUUCUUAAGUUCUUAUUGAUGGCUAAUAUGCAAGAAUUAAUUUUUAAUAUUUUAAUUGAUUUCUUUAAUCAGUUUCUCAACUUGUAUUUAUUAAAUACUCAAACUCAGUAUUACCUACUCAAUGCCUUUUAAAAGAAAGUUAUAAUGGAGAAAAAUUGAGCCUUAAACAAAUGGUUACUUCUGUAUAUUACCUCGCACCAGUGCUUCAUUCUAUUUGUAAAAUCUUUCUCCUUUAAAUAGUUGGUUAAUCCUUUGAGACUUUGUUUACGUGUGGCAGUGUUGUAAAAAAGAAACUAAAGAUCACCUUUUACCUGUAUGGAUGGAAUAUCCCUUUUCUUCAGGUGCAGUUUGUGAUGUGUUUUUUGUAAUUAAAAUGUUCUGAACGUUACAAUUGAUAUUUGAAAUUGACUGUAGAGCAUUUAGCUGAAGAGUUAAGCAUUUGAUUCCAUUAGGUUUUCACAUGUGUUAAUCUCAUUUACAGCAUCAAAUUGCAGCAGUAACAUUUUCCUUUCUGUGAAGUUCUAAAUUUAGUUAUGACCUACUUAGCAAUGCCUUUGAAAAGGGAUAUUGUAUCCAUGGUAAAUUAAUUGUAUACCUAAACAGAGAUAGCUCAGCUUUGCCUGUCAGGCUUGUAAUUGACAUCUAGUAGACUUCUGCACAUGUAAAAUUAAAUUCAAAUAAAAUCAUAUACACUUUCUAGUUCUUAAUAUUUGUCUUUCUGAAUAAUAGUUUAAAGCAAUAUUUGUUAAAGUUUUCUUGCACUAUCACAAUUGCUUUUUAGUUCUUUCUCAAGAAGCAUGUUCGUAGUAGAGACAAAAAUCUGUGUAACAGGAGGGAGAAUAGCGCCAAGUCUCUGGGCUUUUUUUUUUCCUUUUUCAAGUGUGCUUCCAAUAGCCAUUGCCUUCCAUGUUGUUUACCUAAUCAGCACAUUUUGUCUGAAUACUUGAACAUUUUAACAGUAACACAGGUAUAGAAACAGAAAGAAAACUUAUAAAGAGUAACAUCUGACAACAAGCGCUUUUUCUAGCAAUGAUUUUAACAUUUUGUAAGGUUGACAGUAUUUGUUGUUGGGUUUUUAUUUGGUUUUAGUUGUGUGCUUUUAAUUUGCAGAAGUUAGUAACUGCAGCUUACCUACUGCACCAAAGUUCUCGAUUUUAGGAGCCCAGCUUUAGUCAUUUGAACAUGCUUCUAAAUAAAACAAAAAAACCAAAACUAUACUUUUGAUCUAUAAUAAUAGCUCAAUAACUUUGUCAAGGAAAGCUCUAAUAUAUGCAGUGAUGGUUUUUGGAAGGGUGUGGCAAUUUUAAAUUUAUAUUGUGUGUGAUGUUCCAAUAAAGUGGUAUCUACAUUCAUGUGAUUUAUUGGUCAGUAUGACCAUUAAUUAUUGCGUAGAAAUUAAUUAAACUUUGAUUUCCUUUUUUUAAAUCGUGUUGCAUUUGAUUCCUGAUCAAAUUCCCUCAAAGUGAACUCUUAACUUUAGAUUUUAAAUUUUAUGGUGAGAUUGUAAGGGUGGAGGCAAUUGAAACAUUAUUUCUUAUUUAUAAACUGCUUGAAAUGAAUACCUAAAUUAAGUUUGCACUUUAAUACCAAACUUAAAACCAAACACUCAGUUCAAAGUAGGUUAAGUGAUUGUGGUUCAUCUGUAUUAGCUGUGAGAAAUUCUAAAGGAAUCAAAUAAUUCAUGAUGAUUUAAAUUUUCCAUAGAUUUUAUUAUACAGUGUUUCUUUCCUAUGGAUUGUUCUCAUUCUCUCUCUUUCUCACUUGCUCUCCUCCCUGCCCCCCCCCCCACUUUCUUGCUCUCUCUAGCUAGCCCCCUCGCUCGCUCGCUCGCUCGCUCUCGCUCUGUCACUGACUGCAGCAACAAAUUUAACUUGAAUUCACUUAGGAUCACAGGAAUCAGGGGAAAGUGAUUUAAAGGUGGUUUCUCCAGCACAUUUUAAGAAAAGGGACCAAAAGUUAUUUUAGCUUCCUCAAUAGAUUGCAUGUCAAGUUGCUUAUUAGAAUAAUGAAUUAAUAUUAAAUGCAAUAUAUGUCUCGUCUUUACUAUGGCAUCUGUUUAGGAGUGGUUCAAAUCACUGCAGUAGGGCUCUGCAAAUAAAAUCAUGUAACCUAUUAUCAUGGAUCUAAUGUACUGUAACUUUAUCAAUGAAAGGUAAAAAUCUCAAAUAACAAGUACAAACAUUGAACAAUGACCUAUAAAGAUUUGUAAAAGUAAAAUUUUUCCAAUAGAUUUCAUUCUUGUCAUUUUGUAAGACAACCCUGCAGUCCACCUGUUUGUAACUUUUUUAAUAAAAUAGACAUCUGUAUUAC